AUGAAAUCCGCGACCAAAGGAGCCUCAUCUUCAACCAAAGGCCUCCUCGAUGAGAAAUCCCAACGCGAGCACGACGACAUAAUGGAGGAACUGCUCUCUCACGGCCGGGACGCGUCUUUCUCCUCCACUCAGAGUGACUCAGAAACCAAAGAACGCGAAGCAAAGGAGAGUGAAGACGAGGACGCUGACCUACUCGCCCAGAUGCACGCGUUUGUGCGCAAGGGAAACGGCGCCGUGCCAUUAGUGGGCGUCGAUGGAACGCCUUUCUCGCCUUACGACUUCAACAACACGGAGGGGAAGCAGCGGCCGUGGAUCAACACCACGUCGAGUGCUAGCACAGGUGCAGAAAUUGCAAUGUCACCCACCGACAUAGAGGCGACAACACCUUUUGGGAGCCGUGGACCGAGCGCAGCAGGCGAUGCGAACUUAGAAGAGAAGGCGAAGCAAGUAUCGCUCGGGUUCGAAGACGACUUCACCGUCUUCGUCUCUGCGCCUCCCGCACAGAAACCACGCGCGCUUAAUCUCGGAGAUGCAGCGUUUGGUGCAGGCGAGGUCGACGGGCCGGACAUCCCCACGCCCACCGCGACGGGCGCUAUUACGACAGAUGGGCUCGGACUAGCGCCCGAGAGCGCCGCACAUCGGAGCGUCUACAGGUCGCUGGGGUCCGUGUCGGACUUUGGCGGUAGCGAUGACGGGAGGGAGCACGAGGCGCCGUACGAGGCGCUUGAGGACGAUGACGGGGAGGAGUGGGAGGAUGUGGAUAGCGACGAUGAUGACGAGGACGAGGAGGGUCUGCCGAGCAAGGAGGAGGUGAAAGAGGCGGCUGCACGGAUAUUCGGGCCUGGGCUUGGUGGCGUCGGUGCCGAAGCAAGCUCGAGCUCGAGCUCAAAGUCAAAUCCUAGUGGCGGGCCUGCGGGCGCUUCAACCUCAACCUCAACCUCGGACUCUGGUCCGCCAGCAGCGAUGCUCGAGCGGAUGAGGAUGCUCGGCCGCAUGGCGGCCCAACAGGACAUCAUGAUGGGCAUGGCCGCGAUGGGAGCUCGCUCAGGUGCUGCUGCUAGCGCACGUCGACCUGGUGGUAGUGCGUCGGUACCGGAAGAUGGGAGCUUCGACCCAGACGCCGGCGAUGGGGAUGAUGGGGAUAGCGGCCCAGGCGUGCGACCGUUCGAUUUGGAGAAGGUCUUUGGCGCACUGCAGCAGUACAAGAGUGAGAUUGCGGGCAUGGCGAACGAGGAAGAACGCAGGCGUGCGGCGGCGAAGGUUGCUCUAGGGCUUGUGUAUGGGCUCGAGGGCGGCAAGCCGUAA
Messenger RNA from Cyclocybe aegerita, 1305 nucleotides. The record is from the annotation of a GenBank genome assembly. Lineage: Eukaryota; Fungi; Basidiomycota; Agaricomycetes; Agaricales; Hemipholiotaceae.